GUUGGGUGCGCAAGAGUGGAUCGAGAAACGUAUCUAUUACAGUCGCGCGCGCGGCCCUAACGAAAACAGACGUGCCCAUUCAUAUAAUUGCUAAAUUCUAAAUUUAUCCGUUUCAAUACACCACAUUUACAUGUGUAGUAAAUUAAUUUCGCGCUCUGUGACGUCGGGCUCAAGUAAUCUUUGUGAAAAUGUCCGUUAAUAAAUAAAUUAUUAUAGUGUUUCAGUGUUGUGUUGAAGAAGUUUUGUUUACACUCGGAGUGUUUGAUAAAAUUGUUCAUUUAAUCUAAAUAUAAUUGUAUCGAACAUAGACGGCGGUGGUAGAGUGAAACAAGACAGUGUUGAAAGUAUUUUUUAUAAUAUGGCGUCAACACCGGAGUCUCCAACUCCUACUGACACUCCAGAAGAUACUCCCACACCCUCUCCAGGUCCUCAAAAUGUGAACAAGUUCAAUUGGUUGAAGAAAACUCACGCUUCAAGAAAUAAUCCCUUCGUGAAAGCGAGGCCGUCUCUAACAAGAGAGAGUUCGACAGCUGAACUGUUUUCCAGAGAAAAUUCCAGUCCAGAUUUAUUCCAGAGUUCCAGAUUGAAUCUCUUUGAUACAGCACCUAAACCUGAAUCUGAUUCCAAUGGAUUUAAUAAGGGAGUCUCCUUCAUCGGCUGGCACCAAAGGACCCGCCUGGAGCGGGCGCUGAUGGUGAUAGCUGCCGUACUUUUCGUAGCUGUACUUCUGACCAUCACCCUGCUGCUGACGAUGAGGGGACCCAGCUACCUGCCUGUGCCACCCUGCUACCAGCCUGAGACCAGAGAUCAAGCUGUAUGCCUUAAAGGCUCCUGUAUCUACACAGCAAGCGAGGUGAUCAGAGCUCUAGAUGAGACCCAGGAUCCUUGCGAAGACUUCUACGAAUUCGCCUGUGGUGGUUGGAUCAAGAACAACCCCAUACCUGAAGGAAAGUCCAGUUGGGGCAUCUUUAGCAAGAUCGAGCUGCAGAAUCAGUUGACCAUCAGAUAUGCUCUUGAAAAAGUGAACAUCUCAAACCCAGCUGACGCUGAAGCUAAAGCCAGGAUCUACUAUGAUGCCUGCAUAGACGCGAAUGAGACUAUUGAGAAACUAGGAGAGGCGCCAUUAUUGGCUGUUAUUAAGAAGCUGGGAGGAUGGCACAUUUUGCCAAGUACCAUGUCCAAGCAACCAUGGGACCUGCAGACAUUGGUUCAACAUGUGCAGAACACAUACAACCUGGGCGGUUUAUUCAACUGGGCAGUUACCGAAGACGACCGGAAUUCGUCUAAACAUGUCAUUGUGCUCGACCAAGGAGGUCUUAACCUGCCGACCAGAGACAACUAUCUCAACAGAACAGCUCAUAAAAAGGUCUUAGACGCAUAUUUAGAUUACAUGACGCGAAUAUGCGUUCUCUUAGGGGCCAACAGAACGGAAGCAAGAGCUCAAAUGAAUAAAGUUAUACUUUUCGAGACGGAACUGGCUAAUAUAACUACCCCAUCUGAGGACAGGAGGGACGAAGAAGGCCUAUACAAUCCUUAUACCAUUAGGCAAUGGCAAAAAGAAGUUCCUUUUAUGAACUGGACUAUGUUCUUCAAUGAUGCUUUUAAAUUGGUUAAUAGGACUAUACCAGACACGGAAAGGAUAGUAGUGUACGCGCCGGAGUAUUUCAAGAAUCUCACCAAAGUCAUUAAGAAAUACAGCAAAACUGAAGAAGAUCAAAGAACAUUAACAAGUUACAUGAUGUGGCAAGUGUCCCGUUCUCUCUCGACUUACCUCUCCAAGUCCUUCCGUGAUGCCACCAAGAUCCUGAGGAAGGCACUCUUCGGGUCAGAGGGCACUGAGGAAUCCUGGCGAUACUGUGUUACAGAUACUAAUAAUGCUGUUGGUUUCGCAGUAGGAGCCAUGUUUGUUCGCGAAGUAUUCCACGGUGAAGCAAAGACUCAAGGAGAGAUCAUGAUCAACAAUAUCCGUAAUGCCUUCAAGAGAAACCUUAAGAACCUGGACUGGAUGGAUGCGGAGACCAGAAAGGCUGCGGAGAUCAAAGCUGAUGCUAUCACUGAUAUGAUUGGUUUCCCUGAUUACAUUCUCCACAAGGAUGAACUGGACAAGCAAUACGAAGAACUAGAAGUCAAACCCAACGAGUACUUUGAGAAUAACAUCGCUUACAACGUCUUCAGCCUGAAAAACGACCUGAACAAACUAGACAAGCCUGUCAACAAGACUAAAUGGGGUAUGACACCGUCAACAGUGAACGCCUACUACACUCCCACAAAGAACCAGAUUGUGUUCCCGGCUGGUAUACUUCAACUGCCGUUUUACGAUGGAGACAACCCCAAGGGUGUCAACUAUGGAGCUAUGGGGGUUGUAAUGGGACAUGAACUGACCCAUGCUUUUGAUGAUCAGGGAAGGGAGUAUGACAGAUAUGGUAAUCUAAACCAGUGGUGGAACAACGCGACUAUAGCCAGGUUCAAGAGGCGAGCUAAAUGCUUCCAGGAACAAUAUUCCAAUUACUCGGUAGAUGGUGUCCGGUUGAAUGGGAAACAGACUCUUGGUGAGAACAUAGCUGACAACGGCGGUUUGAAGGCAUCGUUCCACGCGUAUCUGGACUACAGCAGGACUGCAAAAGUGAACCUAACGUUACCAGGAUUAAAGUACAAUGAUCGACAACUGUUCUUCAUCUCUUUUGCUCAGGUAUGGUGUUCAGCAAUGACCAAAGAAUCAACAAAGAUGCAGAUCGAAAAGGAUGACCAUACGACCGCCAAAUAUCGGGUUAUAGGACCCAUAGCUAACUUGAAGGAGUUUUCCGAAGAGUUCAACUGCCCUAUAGGGUCCAAAAUGAAUCCUAGAGAUAAGUGUGAAGUAUGGUAAAUGUCGCAAAAUGAGGUUCGUAAUGAAUAUACGUUUUGGCGGUGAAUAGAACAGGCAGGUCGCUUUUUUGAAGAUUUGGUACUAGUAUGCUUUUUUUGGAGUAUUUGGUGUGUUAUAUUGUACGGCUAAGUUACUGUUCAAAAAAGUCAUUCGAACAGUAUCAAGCCACGAAAUAUGCCUAUAAUCUUGAGCAGGAUGGCUUGAAACUAGUCGAGUUUAUUGAUACUAAUUGAUUUUAAGUGUUUAAGUUAUUAAUAGCACUUCAGAUUGAUCAUAAGACGACCCGAUAGUGUCUCAAAUUUAGACAUUUUUCGUGCCAGUAUCAAAAUUACUUACUAUUACCACGUCAACGGAUCCUGGACUCCAUGCUUCUAAGGCAAACAUCUUAGAGUAUUAAAACUAUUAUUUAUAUACAGACCUGUCUGUUAUAUUUACUUUUAAUGUAAAGUA
This is a messenger RNA of Spodoptera exigua (beet armyworm), 3316 nucleotides long. NCBI's taxonomy places the organism in Eukaryota, Metazoa, Arthropoda, Insecta, Lepidoptera, Noctuidae. The record is from the annotation of a GenBank genome assembly.